ACACGUUAGCAACCCACAAAGAAUCUCUUUUUAAAAAAUUAAUCCACUCCACGCCGCCCUACAAAAUGCACAAGUUCAAAGUCGCCGUGCACCGCGCUCCGCCCAAUUGCCACCAUCGUAAUUCGUAGGCACUUGGAGUUUCACGACACCUCAUGGAUAAUAGUGACGGUGCCGCGUCCGCCGCCGGCGAUGCUAGUCCAUCCGCUUUUACACAAUUAACCUCAUCUGCUUCCCGUUCGUUCCAACACUUCUUGGACAAAACAACACCGUAUUUACUUUACCGUUGGAUCGCCUUCUUCUUCAUCGCUGUGCUGUAUGUUGUACGAGUAUAUGUGGUGGAAGGGUUCUACGUCAUCUCCUAUGCCCUCGGUAUCUAUAUCCUUAACCUCCUCAUCGGCUUUCUCUCGCCGCAGGUUGACCCGGAAUUCCAGGAUUUAUCCGAUGGCCCGACUCUGCCGACCCGAGAAACUGACGAAUUCCGCCCUUUUGUUCGUCGCCUCCCUGAAUUCAAAUUCUGGUACUCAAUCACCAAGGCUUUCUGCAUUGCAUUUGUGUUAACAUUUUUCAGUGUAUUGGAUGUGCCUGUCUUUUGGCCGAUCCUCCUUUUCUACUGGGUUGUGCUGUUCACACUUACAAUGAGAAGACAAAUACGACACAUGUUGAAAUAUAAAUAUCUGCCAUUCUCUUUUGGGAAACAGAACUGUGUUUCAUCCCAAUUUCCUCCACCCUUUCAGCGGUAUGAUGGAAAGGAAACAGCUUCAUCGGAAAGUGAAGAUCUUCUCCCGUAGACUGAAAUGUGCAGGUCUACGGCAGCUGUUUAUUCUAUGAAAUUUACAUCAUGCAGCUGUAAAUUGUCUUUCUUUUCUGCUUCAAUAGCCAUAGAUUUUCUAGGAUGCUACUGGACCUGGAAGAAACUGUCAGGAGAAUUAGUAUCAACGUUUGUUGUUGUUGUUAAUGUUAUGAUGGUUACAUCUUUGUCUCUCGGGGCAUAUUUCGUAGUGUAAUGAUAUCUUAGUUUACCA
Molecule: messenger RNA, 1022 nt
Organism: Solanum dulcamara
Lineage: Eukaryota; Viridiplantae; Streptophyta; Magnoliopsida; Solanales; Solanaceae
Product: protein RER1A-like
Exons: 4
Coding region: 153-788 (211 amino acids)
Biological process (GO): protein retention in ER lumen; retrograde vesicle-mediated transport, Golgi to endoplasmic reticulum
Cellular component (GO): Golgi membrane
Source: RefSeq, a predicted model, not a curated record